AUGCCUUCUUCGCAAGGCAGACAGACCGCGACGCCCGUCAUCGUCGAGGUUAGGCCCUCCAACGUGGGCAGCUCGAACGUUGCACCAGCGACCCCGCCCGAGUCGCCCAACACCAAGAAAGCACGCUUCGCAUCCACUGUCGUCAACGGUACAUCCAGGCCGCUGACGCCCACCGAAGCCUGGUCGCUAUACCACUUUGAGACUCACGCACAGAAAUGCGCCGACUGCCACGACCCAGCUCGCGCUCUUGCAAAAGGUCAACGGCUAUGCGACGCCGGACACGCUCUUGCGCGGGACGUCGCAGAGCACGUCUACCACCAGUCCGGAGAGAUCUACAGCAAAGGCGAGGAUGACCACAAGCCCGUCCGGGUCGAGAUCCACCCUGGGUACAAACAUGCCCGGAGUCUGCUACAGGCCAUAGACCGGGCACUGAGGUCCAGGAGUCGAAAGGUGCCGAUCGUCAGCUAUGACCGGAGCUAUCCCGUCUCACCCAGACGACGUUCUUCUCCAGACCGACGAGAGGAGAGGCGAGAAGAUAGGCGAGAGGAGAAGAGAGAAGACAGGCGAGAGCGAGAACGGAAGUAUGAAAACGACAAGUACGAAAAGGUCACCGUCGAGCCCGCCAGUUCAGUCUCCCGCCGCAAGUCUUCGCAUAAAUCCAAGCGGUACAGCACAGUUGUGGUAGAUGAUGACGUCGAGGUCACAUCUUCCCGCCAACCAGAGCCGAAGCCGCAACCGAAGUCAGAGUCCAGGAAGGGUUCUCUGUACGAUGCAGAGAUCCAGCGACAGAAGAGAGAUAAAGGGUAUGUCGUUGAGAUUCGAGAGCCGUCUUCCAGAGGACGAGAGCGGGAAAGGGAGCGGGAAGAGAGGAGGAAGGAUGAGCGGCAGAGGAGCGGGUACUAUUACUGA
Messenger RNA from Saxophila tyrrhenica, 909 nucleotides. RefSeq lists its product as uncharacterized. NCBI's taxonomy places the organism in Eukaryota, Fungi, Ascomycota, Dothideomycetes, Mycosphaerellales, Extremaceae. Bases 1 to 909 code for a protein of 302 amino acids. The transcript has a single exon. The record is from RefSeq and is a predicted model, not a curated record.